Molecule: messenger RNA, 461 nt
Organism: Clunio marinus
Lineage: Eukaryota; Metazoa; Arthropoda; Insecta; Diptera; Chironomidae
Source: the annotation of a GenBank genome assembly
AUAAAAGAAUUAACAACUCUGUCAAACAGUCAAACAAUUGUGAAAUAUUCUUUAAAUAUAAAAUAGACAAGCGAGCGUAACAAAUGAGACGAAAUAAUCACCAGAAGAUUUGGUGGCAGGCUUAAGCAUAUUAAUUUAUCUUAAGCAGAUGAAAAUGUUGUUUUCCGAAGAACUAAAAUCGAGAGAGAAAUGGUUUGAUUUGUCAAAAAAUAAAGAGAAGAAAUCCCAAAUGAUGUUUUGGCCUGACAAAAAAAAAUUGUGCUAAAGAAAUUUAUAUUCAAAUGAGAAACUGAAGCUUUGAAAGCGAGCGUUAUGGAGUGGAGAGAAGGAAACAUUGUCGUCGUUUUAAAAUAUCUUUUAUUUGGAGAGUCUUAGACUUCCACUUACAUUUUUAUGUGUAAAGAUGAAUGUGAAUAAUGUUAUAAACAUACAAUAAAAAAUCUCUUUAUGCGAUUCCCGGG